GUCAUAUUAAUACACGCCGCCACGAUAAUUACCAAUGCCGGACGUACAUUCGCUUCGGCGCGGCGCGGCACGGCGUCCAUCGCGCGACGGUCACAUAAGCGCGAUGUCGCAUUAUUCAUCAAAGUAUUGCAUGUGUACCUAUACAUAUAUUAUUGUACGUCAUAAUGCAAUUCUUCAAUCUCCUUUUUACGAUAAUCUAUUAUAAAAAUUCUAAAGGUGUCCAUGUCCGGCAAGUCCCGUUAAAAUUAAAUGCGAGAAAAAGUAUUUGAUCAUAUAGAUGGAUCGGCGUGCGCGCGGUUACCACCUUCUCCGCGGCCGCCUCGUUUUCCGAACAAAAUUUCGACGCCGGCCGGGAUAAAUUUGGAACAACCGCCUUGCGGAUGUAACUCAACUACGCUCCACGUUUUCAGCCUUAGUUUCGUGUCGAGGGCAUGCGAGAGUCACACGCGUUUUCUUAUGGCAGAAAACACUAUCGGAUAUUUGCGAGUGAACGAGGAGUUUAUGCUGUGUCCAUGUUGAAAGAUCCUUCGUGACUCUAAAGAAUUGUCCAAAGAUUUGAAAAAACGAUCGAAAGAGUUUUAUCUUUCGUGACUGUGUGGUUGCGAUUAACUGCAGUUAUUAGCAGCCCUGAUGUAACAACUUUAAACACUUUAAAUUAAAUAGUUACCGUGUUUGUGUGUUUGCGUUUGAUUCGCAACGAUUACUUCCCUUUAUACUUACAUCACUCAUCAAUAUCCAAAUUAUAUCGAUCGGUUUAUUUUUAAACAAAUGUUGGAUAGAAAUAUUAAAUUCGACAACAACAUCAAUAAAUUCAUUUAUACGUGGGAUCAGAGGGAAAAUCUAAUUAUUAGCAAUUAAAGCUAAGUGACGAAGGUAAAGGGUAAAGCGCGGUUUCGCAUUCGCUAUGUAAAUGGAGAAUGGAGAAUGGAGAAUCUAAUAAGAGGAUAUACCUAAUACCCGCGAUCUAAAGGAGGCAACUGGCAAGUAGAAAAUGCCGCGCGCGCGAACGGAGGUGUUCGACGUGAUGGAAGUGGAGAAACCGUCGAGGUGCAUCAAGUUCCUCCGGCUGCUAUGGAAAUUCAGCAGAUGCGUCUUCUCUCACGUGACACUAAUCUCCUUGGUGGUUGCUUAUUGUCUAAUCGGCGCAUAUGCCUUCGAGUCACUGGAAGCGAAUCACGAGAGGGAGGUGAAGAAGAGCAUCAAAAAUAUACGAGGGAACGUUUCGGAAAAGCUAUGGGAAAUUACCAAGGAUUUUGACGUGUUGAUUCGCAAAAAUUGGACGGAGCAGGCGUUGAGCGAGCUGAAGAAGAUUAUUUGUUCACGAAUAAUGCGCAAUGCAGAAAUUCGAGGAUUGCCUCCUGAAAAAAAUGGAAAAGGAAGGAUGGGAUGGCAGCGAAGAGGAGGAUGAUAUUCAAUGGACAUUUGCCG
Messenger RNA from Temnothorax curvispinosus, 1428 nucleotides. RefSeq lists its product as uncharacterized. The record is from RefSeq and is a predicted model, not a curated record. Lineage: Eukaryota; Metazoa; Arthropoda; Insecta; Hymenoptera; Formicidae. The transcript is spliced from 4 exons. The coding region runs from base 992 to 1408 and encodes 138 amino acids.